CGAGGGUUGAUUGGCUGCAGUAUUUGGAGCAAAGCUGCUGGACUUCUAAAAGUGACUGUGUGCUGAAAGAAACAGGUGGAGAUACCAAAGAGGGAGCUUUAGAAAUUUAUUGGUGUGCUGUUAUAUAGCUAAGCGGGAUAUUAAAAACGUGGUGUUGCUGUUAGCAGCAGGAGAUUAGGGGAUGGUGCUGAGGCUUCAAUCCGUUCUGGUCCUCUCCCUGUCAGGAGUGUUGGCUUUCCUAGGCCUGUGGUGGUACACCUCUCGGAAGAAAGAACAACACACUGACAAGGAUAAGACAACCACAGACCAGGUGCACCUGUCCUCCUCCACCAGAGACAGAGGUAUUGGUGUUGUGGAGAACGGCCACUCCACUGGGAUAGAUCGGGACAGGCACGCAGUGAGGAAGAGGUCGUUAGUGGAACAGGAGCGUGUUGAUUGUACAAACACACAAGCGGUAGCAGAGCUGGUUAACAUCCCACUCUGCCAAUCACAACCGGAGGAAAGGUUUGUGGCUGCAGAGUGUCUGAGUAGAGGCCUCGAUACUACUAAUGUGAAGCCCGUUACGGAGAGAACUGAGUCUUCAGCUCAAGUACUCCCAGAGACUGCACCUAAGAGCCAAGCCCAGGGGGGACCUGAGAAGGAUAUCGCAUUACAAAAUAAACACCAGCCAUCCUCUGAUGAACAAGUUUCUUCUAUCUUUGACCGAGGCUAUAAUCCUAACCCUGGUGAGAGUGCAGGCCUAAAGCCACAUGCACCGCCACUCUCUGAGACGCUGGAGGACACUAGAAACAGAACUUUCAACAAAGAGGCUGCAGAGGAGGUUCGACUAGACCCAGGGGAGGUUAGACUGGACCCAGAGGGAGAGGUUGGAGAAGACAAGAUUAUAUUUUGUUUUGCAGAGAUGAAGCCUCAAACCGAUCUGGCUGAGAACUGCCUCCUCUCCAAAGACAACCUAUCUAUCCUGCCUGCUGUGGAAGAACCAACCUGUGAGUCAAGUCUACAGGAUGACACCUGUCUGGCUUCCCCCAUCAACCUCCUUACCAGUCAGGUGUCCCCCUCAAGGCAGCCAUUGGGCAUUCUGAUAUCACUUCAGAAGAAAAACCAGUCUGAGGAGUGUGAACUUAGCUGGAGUAACACAGAGGAAAUUAACCAGCUGGCGUCAAGUCUGAUUACUGACGUGGUCUCAGUAGCAGUGAGUCAAGUCCUGAAAGAAAGGACCCUACUAGAACAUAAUGUUGGGCCUCUAUGUAACAGGGACCCCUUCACAUCCCAAGAUAUCAUCUCAAUGGUUAACCGUGAGACUGGGAGAGAGAUGCCUGGUCUAUUGCAGGAGGAUCAGUGUUCAACAACUGGCAGGGAGAACAUAUGUUCAUCUCCUAUAGUAUAUGAGGAUGUGAAACAUGACUGUAGCAGUAGGACUGAGCAGGCAGAGCUAGCAGAAGAAGAUUCUGCAGUAGGUGAUUCUGGCUCCAGCUCAGGUCAUUCCGAGGAGAGCUCUAGUGGCGAGGACUCUAGACCCAGUGUAAGCCUGCAACCACCCAGGGGACCCGCUGAAGGACUGGGGGCCACCAGCAUGGCCCUCCCUAACGGUCACAGGACAGAGGUGGCUGUUCCAGGCUCUGGUGUGACCAGCAUGGACUCUGUAGACCGUUACGUUGAACACGAAGCCAGGGACAACCAGCAUAUCAACAGUCCAAGUCCGCGAAGUCAACUGCUGAACACCGAUCAGCAAAUUGAAAAAUACAUCCGGAGUUACAACAGCAACCAGCCACCGACUGUUUGGGACAUAGAGGUGCCAAAGCAUCUUGUUGGGAGAUUGAUUGGGAAGCAGGGGCGAUAUGUGAGCUACCUGAAGGAGACAUCCGGAGCAAACAUCUUCAUCGCCACCCUGCCUUACACCCAGGAGUUGCAGAUCUGCCAUAUAGAGGGGUCAAAGGAGCAGGUGGAUUGUGCUCUGGAGCUGAUCAGUAAGAAGUUCAAAGAUCUGGAUGUGACCAGCUGUUAUGUCCAUCCUCCAGUGGCCAGACUGCCCUCUCUCCCCAUCACAUCCUGGCUGCUGCUUCCCCAUAGGGUGACAGUUGAGGUAACUGUGAUCCAAGUAGCCUCUGGGAACUAUGUGUUCCUCCAGCAGCACACACACCCAACCUUCUAUGCUCUCCGCAGCCUGGACCAACAGAUGAGCUUGUGUUAUUCUCACCCAGGGUGCCCUCCCCUGCCGGCCCCAGUGGAAGUGGGAGUGAUCUGUGCUGCCCAGAUGCCUGAGGGAGCCUGGUGGAGAGCGCAGGUGAUGGGUUACUAUGAAGAAACCAAGGAGGUGGAGCUCUGCUAUGUGGACUAUGGAGGCUAUGUCCUGGUGAAGAUCGACACCCUCCGCCAGAUCAGAUCAGACUUUGUUGCCUUGCCUUUCCAAGGAUCUGAGGCGAUCCUGGAACAUAUUGCACCCCUUCCAGGAGAAGAAGGGUUCUCUGUUGCAGCCAAAUCUGCACUGGAGGAAAUGACACAAGGAUUGCCACUACUUGCACAGGUCACAAGCUGUCACACCAGUGGCAUUCCCUUGGUACAGAUAUGGAAAACUGAAGGAGAAGAGUUGGUGUCUGUGAACCGUGCUCUGGUGGAUAAUGGACUGUGUAGCUGGGUAGACUGCCUCUGACUGUGAAGACAAAUCCUGGCCCUGUUUGGAUAGUUUUCAAAUAUAUCCUCCCUUUUUACGCACAGAUCUAUAAGGGAUUGGAUAUGUAUGAGUAAGGUUACCAGCCCUAUUACCCUCACCAAUCUACCAAAUUUAGAUCUGUGAUUACUUCAAGGAAAGUAGGAAGGAAAAUUGGAUCUCUGAAGUAUUCAAACAUGGCCCCUGUCUUGCCUUUCAUCGUUCCAUCCCCUCAGUCCCAUCCUCUGGACUGUUGCCCUGUUGGGGCACAACAAUGUCUUCCUUCUCAACUCGACUGUUCAUGCUUGUUGUUUCUUUAUCACCAUGUACACUUUCUGAUGUAUUUAUUUGGUGAAGUUUUAUUUACAGCCCCCCACCCUUAUAUAAAUGUUUGUUAAUUAUGCUUACAUGAUUUUUGACCAAUAUUAUUCACAAUUCAUCUAAUUACUGUUUUGUUUUCAAUGGAUACAAUCCUAUUAAGAAACUAAAGAUGAACUGUCCUUUCUGAGGUGUACACUUUGACCAUAGCCACAGACUUAUGUUGUGAGAUGUACAGUAUAAUGAAGCUACAGUCUGUAUUGACUUCAAUCACAUCUCAUUAAAUGAAUGCAUUUUGUGAGUUUGUUAGAUGAUACACAAAUUCAGGAACUUUUUGUAUAUUGAGCUUGAUGUCCAAACUAAAUAUGCACAGUGUACUAAACAUUAGGAACACUUUCCUAAUAUUGAGUUGCACCCCUUUUUGCCCUCGGAACAUCAUCAAUUUGUUGGGGCAUGGACUAACAUUCCACAGGGAUGCUGACCCAUGUUGACUACUCACAGUUGUGUGACGGUAGCUCUGUGUCUUUUGGCUGGUAGGCCAUUCUUGAUACACAUGGGGAAACUGAUUAUGCUGCCAUACCCUGUUCAACGGCACUUAAACAUUUUGUCUUGCCCCUCUGAAUUGCACACAUACACAACCUAUGUCUCAAGGCUUAAACAUCCUUCUUUAACUGGUCUCCUCCCCUUCAUCUACACUGAUUGGAUUUAACAGCUGACAAUAAGGCGUCGUAGUUUUCACCUGGGUUUACCUGGUCAGUCUGUCAUUGAAAGAGCAGGUUUUCCUAAUGCGUUGUACAUUCAGUGUAUUGUGGCUCUGUAGCCAAGGACAUUUUGACUUGGUCAACCAGUGCCUGUGAGGAACUUGUCUGGACUGUUAAACUCACUGAGGGUUAUUGUGCUUCAGCUUUGAUCCCCGGAGUGUUUGUUUCUACGUUUGAGUUAUUUGUAUGUCUCUGAUGUUCGUUAUGAGUAGUUUUUGAAGUGGAUGUUCUGGGGAAUGAUGGACUGAGUAAACAAGAACCUAGCGAAUUCAGUAGAUGGCGCCAAAGGCUUAGUUUUUGCUAUUCAUAUUAGUCAAGCACUAGACCGGGAAUGUUACGAAUACAGAGAGCAUCUGUUGUCUUGAUAAGCACAGACAAAUGUUUCAGUCAGCUGAGUACCGUGUAAAGAAUGAGUGUAUAUGAAUUUUAGUUUGACUACUAAAUGUUAUAUAAACUCUCCGCGGUUACAUUUGUAAUCAAACAUUGUUUACUUGUGAGGCAACUUGGUAGUCCCAUCGUUCAAGGUAGCUGAAGACUUCGUUAUUAUUUUGCAGCUAACUACUCAUCGCACUCACCUGAAAUAUGGCAUGAAUCACUUGCAAGACCAAGUUAGAGCCAUUCUGGAUUAAUACUGUAUACAGGAAACCAUGCCCGUGUCUGAAGGAAACCUAAAUUAAUUUGUAAUCCUCUUUUGUCUAGAUUCAUCCCAAGUUUGAAUUUAACACAGUAAAAAAAUUGUACAUAUG
Oncorhynchus masou masou (cherry salmon) is the source of this 4472-nucleotide messenger RNA. RefSeq names its product A-kinase anchor protein 1, mitochondrial-like. Gene Ontology annotation, cellular component: mitochondrion; membrane. The record is from RefSeq and is a predicted model, not a curated record. Bases 182 to 2650 code for a protein of 822 amino acids. Gene Ontology annotation, molecular function: RNA binding; protein kinase A regulatory subunit binding. The transcript has 11 exons. Lineage: Eukaryota; Metazoa; Chordata; Actinopteri; Salmoniformes; Salmonidae.